This is a messenger RNA of Clunio marinus, 183 nucleotides long. NCBI's taxonomy places the organism in Eukaryota, Metazoa, Arthropoda, Insecta, Diptera, Chironomidae. The record is from the annotation of a GenBank genome assembly.
AUGGCUUCGACUGAUGCUUGUUAUGCAUUCGAAAAUGUAAAUGAUGUAAGUUUUCUGUCUUGUUAUUUAUGGCUUUUCCUGGUAUUAAGAUUAUUUAAAGCUCAUUACAUAUCCUUCCAUUUGAAUAUGUCGAACAAUGGAAAUUAUUUAUUGCUUAAGAAUGGCUUCCCAGAAAUCAAAUGA